This is a messenger RNA of Perca flavescens (yellow perch), 1194 nucleotides long. RefSeq names its product immunoglobulin lambda-1 light chain. The record is from RefSeq and is a predicted model, not a curated record. The transcript has 8 exons. The coding region runs from base 1 to 918 and encodes 305 amino acids. NCBI's taxonomy places the organism in Eukaryota, Metazoa, Chordata, Actinopteri, Perciformes, Percidae.
AUGAUCAUCAUAUUCCUUUGUAUUACUUUUAGAUCUAUUCUGGUUUCAGGUUCCUCUCUCAGUGACAACGUCCACCAGACUCCAGCUGACACGUUCAAGAAACCAAAUGAACCUGCAACAAUUAGCUGUUCACACAGUAUUCCGAACUAUGAUCGAGUCCUCUGGUACAAGCAGUCAAAGAAUAAAAAACUGCAGUUCCUGGGAUACAUGUAUAAAAAUAAUGGGAACCCAGAGGCUGGAUUGGGUAUAAAAAUGGAUGGGAGUGCAGAUAAAGACCAGACAAGCACAUUAACAAUAGAAGAACUCAGCCUGAACAGCAGUGCAGUGUACUUCUGUGCUGCUACCUGGUCAGGACCAGGCUAUAAUCCUGCUUUCUUUGGAAAAGGAACCAAACUGACAGUUUUAGAACCAGGCCAUAACAUCACCGAACCAACGGUGAAAGUGCUUCCACCUUCAGAAAAUGAGUGUCAAAAGCAGAAAGACGAUUCGAGGAAGAAGACCCUUGUUUGUGUGGCCAGUGGAUUCUACCCAGACCAUGUUACUGUUGAAUGGAAGGUCAACGGGGAUAAGGUCACCAACGGUUUGGCGACUGAUAACGAUGCCCUGCAGGUAGAAGACAAGUCUUACAGAAUCACCAGCAGGCUGAGUGUCUCUGUAGAAGACUGGUUCACACCCGGCAAAAGUUUCACCUGCAUCGUCAAAUUCUUCAAUGGAAAGGAAACAAUCAGUCAUAAAGCUACAGUUCUGGGUGUUGAAGCUAAAGGUGAAGGCGGCAUGACAAGAGAGUAUUAUCUGAAGAUCUCACAGACGGCCAAACUCUCCUACGCUCUUCUAAUCAUCAAGAGCAGCCUCUAUGGAGCCUUUGUGGCCUUUCUGGUGUGGAAGCUUCAGCGGUCAACUGGAAAACGGAGCAACUGAGAGCUGAGGCCUGAACAAAUGAAAUCUAUGUGGAACAGUGUUGAAUCCUGUAAAUAAAAAUGUAAAAAAAAAAAAAAAACAUUUGUGCAUGUGGAUGUGCAUUUGUAUUGUGCUAAACUAGAUUGAGAGCUCUAUGCACAUUCUUGUUGUAAUCUCAAAGCUACUGUAUAUCUGGCAUGCAAAUACUUUGGAAUCAUAUUUUUAGAAAUACUUAAUUCUGUGUGCUUGUGCUAAUUGGAUACAUUUUUUUACUCUUAAUAAAAGCAUUUCAGAGAA